AUGGCGGACGAUAUCUCACGAAACAACAACGACCGCAUCCAGGUUGAGAUUGAGAAGGAGCGCAUCGAAAAUCUCGAACAUGUGGCCGAGCAGCCGAAUGUCGUGCCUCAUAUCGACCCGGCUCGUCGAGCCGUCGUCGAGAAGAGCCUCAAGCGUAAGCUAGAUGCUCGAUGCAGUCUGUUCGUGUUGAUCUAUAUCAUGAACUACCUCGAUCGAAACAACAUCUCGGCGGCCCGUCUGAAGGGUCUGCAGGAGGAUCUCAACCUCACGGAUACUCAGUACUCAACCUGUCUGAGCAUCCUCUAUGUGGGGUAUAUCCUCAUGCAGGUCCCGUCGAAUAUGUUCAUCAACCGUAUUCAGCGGCCCUCCCUUUACAUCGCCAUUGCGAUGACUCUCUGGGGUCUGAUCUCCACAUGCUCGGGUCUGGCAGGCAACUUUGGCCACAUGGUGGCUAUUCGUUUCCUGCUGGGUUUCGUCGAGGCUGCCUUCUUGCCCGGUGCCCUUCUUAUUCUCUCCAAGUGGUACACCCGCCGAGAGUUGACUACCCGGAACGCCAUCCUGUUCUGUGGUAACCUGAUCUCCAACGCCUUCUCGUCGCUCGUCGCCGCGGGUGUCCUGUCCAACAUGGACGGUGUCCUGGGCCAUGCCGCGUGGCGCUGGCUCUUCUGGAUCGAGGGUGCUAUCACCAUGACCAUUGCCAUCUCUGCUGCCUUCAUCUUGCCCGAUCUACCCACCAACUCCCGCGGUUUCACCGAGGAGGAGCUUCUGGUUGCGCAGCUUCGCAUUAUGGAGGACGUUGGCGAGGCCGAUACCGACUCUGAGGAGCAGAGUCCCUUCAGUGGUCUCAUCAUGGCUCUGAAGGAUUUCAAGAUCUACCUGAUGAUGCUGGCCUUCACCGCGUACGUCGUUGGACUGUCUUUCAACGCCUUCUUCCCCACUCUUACUGGUACCCUUGGCUUUGCCUACGUUCCCACUCUCCUCAUGAGUGCUCCCCCAUGGGUCUUCUCCUGCAUUUUCUCCGUGAUCAAUGCCUGGCACGCCGACAGAACCCAAGAAAAGAUCUGGCACAUCUACGGCCCCAUUUUCAUGGGUCUCGUCGGCUUCAUCAUCAGCAUGUCCACCCUAAACGUAGCAGCCCGCUACAUCGCCCUCUUCCUCCAAGCCGGCUCCUACGCCGGCUUCAUCGUCUUCUACUCCUGGAUCAGCUCCUCCUUCCCCCGACCCCCCGCCAAGCGCGCCGUCGCACUAGCCCUGAUCAACGCAUUCAGUCAACUCGGCAACGUCGCCGGCUCGUACGUGUGGGAUCUCAAAGAAAACGGAUACCGCAAGAGCUACGGCAUCGUCACUGCCAUGUACGGUAUUACCAUCAUCGGCUUCUGGAUCUUCCGCAUGAUCCUGGUUAAUCUGAACAAGAAGCUUGAGCAGAAGGAGGCGGAGUGGGAUGCUGAGCAUACCGAGCAGCAGACUGGGGAUGCGGUGUUUAUGGAGAGUGCGGAUGAGUCGUUGCGCAUGCGUAAGGGCUUCAGAUAUCUGGUUUAA
Molecule: messenger RNA, 1539 nt
Organism: Penicillium cataractarum
Lineage: Eukaryota; Fungi; Ascomycota; Eurotiomycetes; Eurotiales; Aspergillaceae
Exons: 3
Coding region: 1-1539 (512 amino acids)
Biological process (GO): transmembrane transport
Cellular component (GO): membrane
Molecular function (GO): transmembrane transporter activity
Source: RefSeq, a predicted model, not a curated record